This is a messenger RNA of Gambusia affinis (western mosquitofish), 568 nucleotides long. RefSeq names its product progonadoliberin-1-like. NCBI's taxonomy places the organism in Eukaryota, Metazoa, Chordata, Actinopteri, Cyprinodontiformes, Poeciliidae. Gene Ontology annotation, cellular component: extracellular region. Gene Ontology annotation, biological process: multicellular organism development. The transcript is spliced from 3 exons. The record is from RefSeq and is a predicted model, not a curated record. Bases 227 to 511 code for a protein of 94 amino acids. Gene Ontology annotation, molecular function: hormone activity.
ACUUUGCAGCCUCCCUGUAGUGAAGUGAUGGCAGCAAUAAAGCAGAAGAUCCUUAUAUAAAGCCCAGUGUGCAGCUUUCUUUCAACAGGGCGUGUUGGAGGAGCUCCUCGAUUUCUGGACAAAAGGUAGCGUCCUUACAGCGGCGAGAGGUGCGACCAAAUAGGGAAAAGUUAAAAGAAAAGAUUGCAUAGAGUACAAAAGUGUUAUUAUUUCUCUCUGUGUCAGAAUGGCUGUCGAAACGCUGACUCUGUGGCUCCUCCUGGUGGGGACGGUGCUGUCGCUGGGCAGCGGUCAGCACUGGUCAUUCGGGCUGAGCCCAGGCGGAAAGAGGGAACUGGAUGGCUUCCCAAACACGCUGGACAGCAUUUAUGAAGGUUUUGCACACAUGGCUGCGCCUUGCAACGUUCUGGGCUGUGCAGAGGAGUCACUGCCUGCCAAAAUCUACAGAAUGAAAGGACUUCUCGGGAGCGUGUCUGAGAGGGAACACGGACACCAGCCAUUCGAAAAAUGAUGUCUGGUGUGUUUUUAUGUGUUUAAUUCAGACGACAUUAGUUGCUGCAUAGCUUGG